Messenger RNA from Saccharomyces paradoxus, 888 nucleotides. RefSeq lists its product as uncharacterized. The record is from RefSeq and is a predicted model, not a curated record. NCBI's taxonomy places the organism in Eukaryota, Fungi, Ascomycota, Saccharomycetes, Saccharomycetales, Saccharomycetaceae. Bases 1 to 888 code for a protein of 295 amino acids. The transcript has a single exon. Gene Ontology annotation, molecular function: FMN binding.
AUGUCGCAUCAAAUGGCGCCAUGGGUACCUAUGUUUAUUCAAUCGUGCAAAAAUAACACAGAACCUUUUGUAUCAUUUCAAUUUGCUACUGUUGACAAACUAACGAACAAACCACGUUGCAGAACGGUAGUGUUUAGAGAUUUUUUAUUUCAUGACAAAAGAACUAAUGUGUUGACUUUUAACACUGAUAUGAGGAGCUCAAAGAUAACUGAAUCAUUCAUAACGCCAAAUUCAAAUAAAUCUGGCAGCAGUAAAAGAUGUGAGACUCCAUUUUUCGAAGCAUGUGUAUAUUUCCCCGAAACUUGGGAACAGUAUCGGUUCAGUGGCCAGUGCUUUACAAUAUCUAGACAAUUUAAGGAAAUACCGGCUGAUAUUGUAACCAAGUAUGAUAUAUUUUCACCGCGGUUUUCAGAGACAAACGAUGACAGUACUGACGAAGAAAUGGAUACUUCAAUUAACGACGACAACGAUAAAAAUAAUGACGCCGACAAUAAUGACAUUAACGAAGAUAACAAACUUAUAGAAAUCAUAGACAGCGAUGAACACCAUGAGGUGGAAGAUGAUUACUACCCGCAACCACAAGAAUGGGAGGCAGAAUUACUAAGACAAUGGUCCUCUUUAUCAAGGCAUACCAAAUCAUUGUAUAGAAAGCCAGCACCAGGCCAAAAACUUACCUCUGAAACUAGCAAACAAUUGGACAAACUCCAUAGGGGUGUUGAUGGUGCUAAAGAGGAUGCCGGCCUAGAAAAUUUUGGUAUUGUCUGUCUAUGUGUUGAGUCCGUUGAUUUUUUGAACUUGAAAGAGGGAAGAGGUGGUGAAAGAUGGAUUUUCCAGAAAACUGACGGCAAAGACGAAGAUCUGUGGGAGGAACAAGAAGUUUGUCCGUAA